Messenger RNA from Drosophila eugracilis, 1737 nucleotides. RefSeq names its product bcl-2-related ovarian killer protein (gene Debcl). The record is from RefSeq and is a predicted model, not a curated record. The coding region runs from base 620 to 1525 and encodes 301 amino acids. Lineage: Eukaryota; Metazoa; Arthropoda; Insecta; Diptera; Drosophilidae. Gene Ontology annotation, molecular function: protein homodimerization activity; protein heterodimerization activity. Gene Ontology annotation, cellular component: mitochondrial outer membrane. The transcript is spliced from 3 exons. Gene Ontology annotation, biological process: regulation of apoptotic process; extrinsic apoptotic signaling pathway in absence of ligand; intrinsic apoptotic signaling pathway in response to DNA damage.
CAACGCAACGCACAAUCACACACCUCAAGUUCGCGAGAACGGAGCUCGGAAGAACGGGACUGGAGAUGCGAGACCGAGUACUGAGAGCAGUAGAAUAAAACGGAGAGUGUGCGCGUUCGAUCGUUUUCCCCCACUUGCUGAAAAUUUCGUAGAGCUCUCGGUUAAAGGUUCAAAGUUAUGUGAGGCGAAAAACAACAAAUCUAAAAAGAAAGCAAAGGCGCUGCGAAGCAGAGCGGCUGGAAAUAAAAUGAAACUGGGAUCGCGGCACCAGCAACAAGUUUUAGUGGUUUUCCUUUGUGCGUCUCGUUCGUGUUUGCUGCUCUGCGCUUUGCUCGCCCCAUUCGUCGCCGACUUUUAUUUUGUUUUGCUCAUUUUAUCAGAAUCGGAACCCAAUCCGAUUCCGACUACCUCCAAAAAAGCGCAAGGCGAGCUAAGCUGCGUUAAGGUGAGCUGAUCCGCUCUGCUCCAAACCGAUCUAAUCCCAGUGCUUAGUGCAUGCAAAGUUGCGAGGCCGCGCUUUCGAAAUUAUACAACCCACAUGGGGCAGCGCCAACAAAAGUCUCAGAAGAUACAAUAGCGGGCAGCCAAGCAUUCUGCCACCGACAACCGAGUACUGACCAUGGCCCCCACCACCACUCCGCCGCCCAAGCUGGCCAAGUUCAAGUCCUCGUCGCUAGACCACGAGAUCUACACAGCUAAUCGACGGGGCACCAUUGUCACGGCCUCGAGCGACUGGAAGGCGCUUCGUGGAGCAGGUGGAAUAGGAGGAGGACCCGGAACCGGAAUGGGAACUAAUCCCUCCAACGGACGUUCCCUUCAUGCAGUUGGAGCCAUUACUCGGGCCGCCUCCACAUCAUCGCUGGCAAGCAGCACACGCACCAUGACCAACUACCAGGAGUACAAGAUGGAGAUUAUCAACCAGGGAAAAUGUCUGUGUGGCCAGUACAUUAGAGCUCGGCUGCGUCGGGCCGGAGUCCUCAACCGGAAAGUGACUCAGCGUCUGCGAAACAUCCUGGAUCCCGGUUCUUCGCAUGUGGUCUAUGAGGUCUUUCCGGCGCUGAACAGCAUGGGCGAGGAAUUGGAGCGCAUGCACCCCCGGGUUUACACAAACAUAUCCCGACAGCUGUCAAGAGCACCCUUUGGAGAGCUGGAAGAUAGUGACAUGGCGCCCAUGUUGCUCAAUCUAGUGGCCAAAGAUCUGUUUCGCUCUAGCAUCACCUGGGGCAAAAUAAUUUCGAUCUUUGCCGUCUGCGGCGGAUUCGCCAUCGACUGCGUGCGCCAAGGUCAUUUCGAUUACCUGCAGUGUCUGAUAGACGGACUGGCUGAGAUCAUAGAGGAUGACCUCGUAUACUGGCUGAUCGACAACGGUGGAUGGCUAGGCCUGUCGCGGCACAUCCGACCCCGGGUCGGAGAGUUCACGUUUUUGGGCUGGCUUACGCUAUUUGUGACCAUCUCGGCAGGCGCCUACAUGGUGUCCAACGUGUGUAGGCGCAUCGGAAGUCACCUGUAUUCGCUCCUGUUCUAGCCUUAUCCGGGACCAUUUCGUUUUAGAUGUAUAUCUGUACCAUUUAGUCAGUGAGAGCUUCGGAUCAUUCCUGCUUCCAUCGGCACCGAGUCGCGUAAUAGUAUAUAAUGCACCUUGUUUUACGUUUAAUAUUGUUAUCCUGUUUCUUCUCUUUGUACAUAAACGGCUAACCUAGGACCAGGCGCAAUAAAUCGUGUGUUUUAAAUUCUUUA